CCAUCACCCACGAUUCCCACAUAGGAGUAGUAAAAAGAGAGACGGAUCCGACUACUGAGCUAAGCAACACCGGCCGCAACAAUGGAGGAGGAGGGUCUGGUGAGCGCAGCGACGGGGGCGCUGCAGCCCGCGCUGGCAAAGCUGGCCGCGCUUCUCGGCGACGAGUACAAGGAGGUGCGCGGCGAGGUCGAGCUCCUCACCCGCGAGCUGGCGGCCAUGGACGCCUUCCUCCUCACCAAGUCGGAGGAGGAAGAGGAUCACAGCUCGCAGGACAAGGCCUGCAUGCACGAGAUCCGGGAGCUCUCCUACGACAUCGACGACGACCUCGGCGGCUUCAUCAUGGCUAGCGUCCCCGACAAGUCCGCCGAGCUGGCCGGACUCUUGGACAAGAUGCAGGCCAUGCUGGGCCGUACCAAGGCUCGUCACCAGAUGAUCGCCACGGCCGUCGAUGAUCUCAAGGAGCAGGUCGUCAAGGUCGCCGAGAGGCACAGCCACCACAAGAGGCCCAAGGUUGAUGAUCGUAGAGCUCUCGCCACCAUCGACAACGCGUCGUCCGAGCUCGUCGGCGUUGAUGGGCCCAAGGAAGAGCUCAUCCAACUACUACUCGGCGGUUCUGAUUCAGAGUCAACGCAGCAGCAACCAAACCCAAGCUUGGUGGCCAUUGUUGGGUCCGGAGGAAUGGGCAAGACAACUCUGGCAAAACAAGUGUAUAAAGACCUCAAGCAAAGCCAAUUCAAUUGUCAUGCUGCUUUCUGUUCCGUGCCACGGAGUUCAGACAAGGUCCAGGUUAUCAGCGCCAUUUACAAGAAACUGAACCGUUCGUAUUAUCCUUCUCCUGACGAGGAUUUACCACAGCUUGUCACCAUGAUUUCAGACUUCCUCGAAGACAAACAGUACUUUAUUGUACUUGAUGAUAUACGGGAUGUGGAAAUAUGGAAGGUUAUUGAGUGUUCAUUUCCCACAACCAGUUCUGGUAGUAAAAUAAUUAUCACUACCCGCAUACAUGCCGUCGCUCAAUCAUGUUGUUCAACUUUCAGAGGACAUGUAUACAAUAUAAGGCCUCUUAGUAUGGUGCAUUCGAGGCAAUUAUUCUACGCAAGACUAUUCAACUCUGAAGAAAAAUGUCCAUCAUACCUUCAAGGGAUUUCUGGUCCGAUCUUGGAUAAAUGUGCUGGCUUACCUUUGGCAAUCAUAGCUAUAUGUGCUGUGUUGGCUUAUAAGGCAAGUGUAAAUGGAAUAUGGGAGCAAGUAAAGGAUUCAAUUGGUCCGGCACUACAAAACUCUAUCGUCGAAGACAUGGUAAACAUAAUAUCCCUUAGUUACUUGGAUCUUCCUCCUCAUCUUAAAACGUGUCUAUUGUACCUGAGCAUAUUUCCAGAGAGGCACAAUAUUAAGAAGGAGAAUCUGAUAAGGCGGUGGAUUGGCGAGGGAUUCAUUCAGAAAAGAGUCGGUUAUACAAUAUAUGAGUCGGGGGAGAUGUGUUUCAAUGAGCUCAUCAAUAGGAGGUUGAUCCAGGCUGCAAAGAUGGACGAGACAUUUGGGGACGAGGUGAAGAGUUAUCGUGUUCAUGCCACUGUUCAUGAUUUCAUUAUAUCUAAGGCUGUUGAAGGUAACUUUGUUACUAUAGUAGGUGUACAUGGUGUCAUAAAUCCUGAUACGAAGGCCAAGAUUCGUCGAGUGUCUUUACAGAAUGACGGCAAGAUUCCGUCGGGUCUUGAUGUAUCUAGUGCCCGAUCACUCCAUGUAUUUGGUCGUAAUGUGAAGAUCCCAUCUUUGUCAGAGUUUCCACUCUUGCGUGUUCUGGACUUUGAGGAUUGCUCACAGUUAGAAGAUGAUCACCUUGCAGGUAUUGGAAAUUUGUUCCACCUCAACUACCUAAGGUUCAAACAUGCGAAUGCUGUCAAGAAGCUUCCAGAGCAGGUGGCAAGGCUGCAACAUUUGGAGAUUGACGUGAAAGGAUAUAGCAAACUAAUGGAAAUCCCUAUGACCAUCCAAGAACGGUUGGAAUGUAAUGUAACUCUAUAUGUCGAUGGUUAUGAAACAGUACCGGAUGAAAUUGCGGCCAUUGAGGGAUUGCGAGUGUUGGAAGGUCUCAAUAUUUAUACUCAGUCAACGGAAUUUCUAAAGAGGCUUGGUCAACUCAAAAAACUGAGGAAGCUGGGCAUAAUAUGGAACAUGUAUGAUAUGGGUAAUUGUGAUGUUAAUUUCGAGAAAGAUGAUGAGGAGAUCGAGGAGGAUGAGGAGGAGUUUCUCUCUUCCAUAUGUGAGCUCGGCAAAGCAGGCCUUGAGUCUCUGGACAUAUUUGUAAAGGAAGCAGCGGAUAGGUACUUCAAGCGUUCAUGGUUUCCCGAUCCACAGUGCGGCCUUCGUGAGCUUAUCAUCGCGGGGGACUACCUCUCGGAGGUUCCGGCAUGGGUGGCCUCGCUCGUCAACCUUGAGAAACUAUGCAUCAGUAUGGAAGUGAUCAAUGCGAGAGACGUGGAGAUACUAAGAGGCUUGCCCAGGUUGCGCCAUCUUCGCAUCAGUGUGGAUGAUGAAGAAGUAUCUGUGCCGCAGGCUGCUGUGGAGAAAGCAAUGGAGGAACAUCCUAACCGUCCCACCUUGGUUUGGUUUGUGGAUUAAAUCUGGGGUUUUUGUCUACUUUUCAGGUGUUAAUAAAAGAUCAGAGGAACAAGCGAAACCGAAGUUCGUGCUACAUCCUUCAGUCGGUACCAUUGCGUUUAAAUAUUCGUUUACUUUUCACAAACAUAAAUAAAGGAUAGUACAAAUUCCAUCUUGUAUCUUGAAAUGUCGCGUCUGCUACUUGGAAUAGCAUUUUUUAAGAUUAUAUUUAUUUGAACCAGCUAUACUGUCAAAACUGUCGUUUGGCUAUUGGCUCGCCAUGUGGCUAUAAGCUGUCGGAAUGUUUGAAAUACCAAAGCUUUGUUGUUUUGUUAAUUUAAGUAUAAAUUCAUAUGUAUUCACAUGAAUUCACAUGUAUAUUCACACUAUUUAUUAUUUUAUAUUGAUAUGUUA
Molecule: messenger RNA, 3015 nt
Organism: Hordeum vulgare subsp. vulgare (domesticated barley)
Lineage: Eukaryota; Viridiplantae; Streptophyta; Magnoliopsida; Poales; Poaceae
Product: disease resistance protein Pik-2-like
Exons: 3
Coding region: 82-2622 (846 amino acids)
Biological process (GO): defense response to other organism
Molecular function (GO): ADP binding
Source: RefSeq, a predicted model, not a curated record